Molecule: messenger RNA, 2986 nt
Organism: Larimichthys crocea (large yellow croaker)
Lineage: Eukaryota; Metazoa; Chordata; Actinopteri; Sciaenidae
Gene: mapkap1
Product: MAPK associated protein 1
Exons: 12
Coding region: 380-1969 (529 amino acids)
Biological process (GO): TORC2 signaling
Cellular component (GO): TORC2 complex; cytoplasm; plasma membrane
Molecular function (GO): phosphatidylinositol-4,5-bisphosphate binding
Source: RefSeq, a predicted model, not a curated record
GUGGAACCGGAAGUGAACGUGAGCCGCUGCCGCCGGGCUGAGCGCAGCAGAGUGUUGACCUGCAGCUGUGUUAUGAUUUUGCUGUAGUGCUUUAUUAUGAAAAGAGUUGCUGUCAGCGCCGGCAGUGUGGGUGGAUGGAACAUGGACAGUGUGGACAUGUGACCUCUGAAGGUGCUGUCACCUUUCCUCUGGGCAGAGAGAAUAAGCAAGAGAAGGAGAUGGAAAAGAUGACUGCUCUCCACUUGUCAUCAGCCACUUUUUUAACACUCUCAGAGAGAGACUGAAAGGAGGUGAACGGAUCAUCUGGUGUUCAGGCAAUAGGGUGUCACAGAGAGGAGGCAUCCAAAGCUAGAAGGCACACUUUCAUAAAGCAGAGAAAAUGGCUUUCUUGGACAAUCCAGCCAUUAUUCUGGCCCACAUCAGACAGUCUCAUGUGACCAGUGAUGAUACAGGAAUGUGUGAGAUGGUACUAAUAGACCAGGAUGUGGAUCUGGAGAAGUGCCAGCUGACUUUGGUGCCCGGCAGCAGCUGUGGGUCAACAGGGUCGGGCUCCCUGAGCGAGGGGGGCAGCAGUGUGACAGACAAUCAUGCCUGUGACCUCUCCCAGUCCAUGGACAUCACCUCCAGCUGGGACUUUGGCAUCCGGCGGCGCUCCAACACAGCCCAAAGACUUGAAAGGUUAAGAAAAGAGCGGCAGAACCAAAUCAAGUGUAAGAACAUUCAGUGGAAAGAGAGGACAUCCUCCCAGUCAGUGGAGGAUCUCGGGUCCUUGUUUGAAAAACGGGACUUUAAAGACAGGCCACGGACGGCAGGAACCAAAUCCACCCUUUCACUGCGGCUGGAGCAGUGUCCCCAGCAGCUCAACAACCCCUUCAAUGAAUACUCCAAAUUUGAUGGCAAGGGCCACAUUGGCACAACAGCUACAAAAAAGAUAGACGUCUACCUCUCGAUGCAGAUGGCUCAGGAGAAAGUACAUCCAAUGACAGUGGUGACCAUUGCCAAUGCCCGUGUCCAUGACCUCAUCGGGCUCAUCUGUUGGCAGUACACUAGUGAGGGACGAGAACCCAAACUCAAUGAGAAUGUGAACGCCUACUGCCUCCACAUCGCUGAGGAUGACGGUGAGGUAGACACUGACUUCCCUCCGUUAGACUCCAAUGAGCCGAUUCAUAAGUUUGGUUUCAGCACUUUGGCCUUGGUGGAGAAAUACUCAUCACCUGGCCUCACUUCCAGACAGUCGCUAUUCGUCAGAAUAAAUGCUGCUCAUGGUUUCUCUCUAAUCCCUGUGGACAGUCUGAAGGUAACCAUGAAGGAAAUUCUCCAGAAAGCACUCAAAAAGAGGAAAGGCUCACAGAAAGGUUCAGGGCCCAUGUAUCGUCUGGAGAAGCAAACAGAGCCGAACGUUGCAGUAGACCUGGACUCGACACUGGAGAGCCAGAACACGCUGGAGUUUUGCCUGGUCAGAGAAAACAGCUCCAGAGGGGAGGAGAGCUCAGAGGAAGAUCCUCCUAUUGACAUCACCACAGUCCAGGACAUGUUGAGCAGUCACCACUAUAAGUCCUUCAAGAUCAGCAUGAUCCACAAGCUGCGCUUCACAACAGAUGUCCAGCUAGGCAUUUCAGGCGAGAAAGUGGAGAUCGAUCCUGUCACCAAUCAAAAGGCCAGUACUAAGUUUUGGAUUCGACAGAAACCCAUCUCUAUCGACUCAGACCACCUCUGUGCCUGUGACCUCGUAGAGGAGAGAAGCCCUAGUCAUGCAAUAUUUAAGGUCACUUACCUAAGCAACCAUGACUACAAGCCUCUUUACUUUGAGUCUGAUGCUGCUACUGUCAAUGAAAUUGUGCUAAAGGUGAACUACAUCCUGGAGUCCCGGGCCAGCACCUCACGGGCUGAUUACUUUGCCCAGAAGCAGAGGAAACUGAGUCGCCGGACCAGCUUCAGUUUCCAGAAGGAGAAGAAAACUGGCCAGUAGACAGACUGAAGCUGCUCAGCCACCUGUCUGCCUGCCUGUCUCUCUCUUUCUGUCUGUCUGUCGGUCUGUCUUUAUCUGUACAGACAGAUGUGUAAAUGAGGCCUGGCAGUCUCACACAGACAGCAUCAUGCUAAACAGAAGUGGAGGCUGACUGGAAAGUCAAAGUCAGAGGAGGAUGAGAGAAAGAGAGUGACGAGCAGAAAAUGGACCUGAAAUCUCUGCUGAUGCAGAGAUCUAUGCAGUGAUCUCUGCAUCAGCCCAUUGAGAUGGACGCCUCUAAAAGUCCACGAACAAAGAGAGUCAUCGACCAACCUGUUCUUUGUCUAAAAGAAGGAAAAGACUUGUGGGACAGAGUUUUGGCUGCCAAGUCGCUGUCAGUUUUUUGUUCAUUCACUGCCUCUGAAUUUAUGCUCCAUCCUUCAGGAUGGAAAUGUACAGCUUCAACAAGUUGGUUAUGUAGAAGCCAACAAACAAAUCAAAGCUACAUGCUAAAUCUUUGCUUCAGUCCUCCAUCUUUAAGAGAUUUAACACGACAACAUGAAAGGAAAGCCUUCACAUUUUUAAUGUACUGUACAUAAACAUUUUACCUUCAGGAAAUGAAAUAAUGAUGAUGAAAUGGAAAUAAACUAGCCCAUUAUGAAUUUUUAAAAACAGAUCAUUGCCCCUCUGCCUUGAAUCCAGAUAGCAAAUCCUAAUCUGCACUCACAUGCCAGUUUAUGAGGUACACCUAGUUUAAACUACCUCACUCUAAUACAAACUCUGCCUUCAUGAAGGGAACGUCAACUAUGAACUGUUUUAGACAGAGGUGUCCACUCAACUUUGUCAGAUUGUAUUAGCUUUAACUUUAACUGCUUUAUUGAUGGGGGCUAGACAAAAUAAUAGAAACGCCUCUGUGUAACACAAUACAGCUAAAACAGCAGCAGAGGGAGGGAAGCGAGGAUUGGGUGCAAAGGCUUUUCUAAUAGACUGUGCUAGUUUGAGUGAGGUUUACCGAAUAAACUGGCAACUUAACACUGU